This is a messenger RNA of Alosa sapidissima (American shad), 2129 nucleotides long. Its product is annotated as phenazine biosynthesis-like domain-containing protein 1. Lineage: Eukaryota; Metazoa; Chordata; Actinopteri; Clupeiformes; Clupeidae. The coding region runs from base 49 to 909 and encodes 286 amino acids. The transcript has 9 exons. Gene Ontology annotation, molecular function: isomerase activity. Gene Ontology annotation, cellular component: cytoplasm. The record is from RefSeq and is a predicted model, not a curated record. Gene Ontology annotation, biological process: biosynthetic process.
GACAGUGAAGUCAGAGUUCACACAGGAGUUCUGAGGAAAAAAUUAGCAAUGGAUAUACCCAUUUUUGUUAUGGAUGCAUUUACCAAUAUACCUUUCAAGGGUAAUCCAGCAGCUGUGUGUUUGCUGCAAAAAGCAUUGCCAGAGGAGUUUUACCAAAAAAUUGCAACCGAGAUGAACUUGUCUGAAACAGCCUUUGUCAUUUGUCAAAAUGCAGCUGAUAGUUUCAGCACAGCAUCCCGUUUUAAUUUACGUUGGUUCACCCCCACUAAUGAAGUGAAACUAUGUGGACAUGCCACACUUGCUUCAGCAGCUACUCUAUUUUUCCACAAAAAAAAUACCAACCAGCAGGUUGUGUUUGAUACUCUGAGUGGUGAGCUGUGCAACCGCAUACGUGGGGACAGCAUUGUGAUGGACUUCCCCCUAUACACAACCAUUUCCCAGGAUCCACAUGAGAUUGCAGACUUAAUUAAAGUUGUUGUGGGAGACUUGCCCUUAGGAGAUGUACGAUACAGUGAGGACACAAAAAAAUUGUUGUUGCGUCUUGCCGACACGUGUGACACGUCAGCACUGACAUCGCUGAGGCCAGACCCAGAGAAGAUGGUGACGAGUGAGCACACUGGCAAGGUAAAGGGUGUGAUUGUCACUAUGAGGGGCGCCCCUGAAUCCCAGCCAGGAUACGACUUCUUCUCCAGGUAUUUCGCACCCUGGAAUGGGAUUCCUGAGGAUCCAGUCACUGGAUCAGCACACUCUGUCCUUGCGAAAUAUUGGUCAGAGAAACUGGGGAAGCAGAGAUUGUUAGCCUACCAGAGCUCCAUGCGUGGAGGAGAGCUGGAGCUGGAGAUCAAGGGCCAGAGGCUGGACAUUGCAGGACGCGGUGUGUUUGUCCUUCAGGGAACAAUAUCCAUCUAGAUUUAGAUUAGGGGUAGGCAAACAGCGGCCUGCCAAGCAUUUAAUUAGGUUAUCAGGCUGCUCGCUAUUUUUUUCCUGCGAUAGAGACGACGUUAGUUAGCUUUACUGCAAAUUGCUUUUCACUCUUCUUACAGAACGUCAAUGUCAAAACAUCAUGUUACAUUGCAGAAGGCCCACUGGCCAAUUUUCAAAACCCAAUGUGGCCCUUGAGCCAAAAAGUUUGCCCACCCCUGAUCUAGACCCAUCAUUGGAGGCUGAAAAAAAAGCAAGGCCGUAUGCAUGGAGUCAACAUUGGGGGGGGGGGGGGGGGGGGGCAAAUGUGCAUGGUGGGUGAAAUCACCCACCCAUUCUUAGCAUUUCUUUUUAAAUAUAUCCCCUUCAAAGUAUAUUAUGAUUAUGGCGUUGUGAAAAAGCCUUUGAUAGGGUUGAAUGGUCCUGUUUAUUCGAACUACUAACUAAAUUUGGUUUUGGGGAACAAUUCUGCAAGUGGGCCCAGCUACACCAUGACUCUGUAGUGGAGGUGCUGAUGAAUAACAUGGUGUCCAACCCAUUCAACAUUGCCAAGGUUGUCGACAGGGCUCACCUCUCUCGCUCUCCUCUUUGCAAUCUCCAUAUAACCCCUUGCAAUAGUUAGAAGACAUAUAGGCAUAACUGGUAUUACUGUUGGUCAAGUCGAAUAUAAAAUUGUUAUUUGCAGAUGUCUUUAUUCAAAAAACGAAAACAUCUCAAUACCCUAUUAGAGCUCAUCAUAAGGUUUGUGAAGGAUUCAUGGAACAACUUUUAAUGCAACUGAUUGUUUUACAUAUCUGGGCGUAAAGACUGUACCAAGGCUUGAGGAAAUUGUUUCAGUAAAUUAUGACCCUGUUUUUGCAUUUCAAAGUAUUUCUAAUUCUAUUGAAAGACAUCUUUACCCAUAUUCUUAAUUGUCUGCAUAGAUAUUUUGAAGAUUUUACCCAAACUUGUAUACCCAUUCCAGAAUAUCCCUUCGCCUCCUCCUAAACAUUCUUAUUUUUCAGCAUUACACUAUUCACUAAUUUCAUCUAGAACAACACUAUGUUUAACAUUUAACAUCUCUAGAAUAUGAAAAAAGAUUACCUUCCUUUAAUUGUAAACUGUGUUUGUAUGUGUAAAUGUUAUUAUUAGUGACCUGUUCUGUAAUGAUUUCAGCUGUUGUUUCAGUGCCCGUUAUAAUGUAAUUAUAAAUCUAAUAAAUGCGAAAG